AUGGAUAUCUCGGAAGGGUUAACCCUUCUGAGCAUGUUCACUCUGAAUGUUGGUCUGGAGCCAACGGCAGCGGAGAAUCAGAUGAGAUACGCGGCAGAGCAAAAACUGCGUAACGAAAUUCUGAUCAAUGCUACCGCCUCAAUGCCUGGACGUGGGUCAAACCCAAUCACCGCCAUCACAAUGCUACAUGUGGACCAUCUUAGGGAUCUGGAUCAGUCAAAAGGAACAAUGUCUAUGUCGCUCUCUUUUCUUGUAACAUGGAUGGACGAACGAUUCCGCUGGGAUCCCAAAGACUACCAUAGUGUCAGAAGUGUCAAUGGAGACAAGCCUUCAUGGUCAUCAGCCUUCUGGGUGCCCAACAUUCAAAUUGCUGAUAUGCCGAGUUCCCAAAAGUCUCCAGGUCUCUUCAUGAAUCCAGGUGUAGAAAUCACCGUAGAGUCCAGUGGAACUGUGAAAGCGUUUGUGAGGACUUCAAUGACAAUUCCUUGUUAUUUCAACUUUGGCGAUUUUCCGAGAGACUAUCAGAACUGCUCCUUUACUCUGCUGAGCCCUUAUUAUGCUGAUGAAUUCCAAUUCAACGAUUGGUCAACUAUAAACUCUGGGAAGUACGGUACUCCUGAUCAGGUCCCAGAUACCGGAGACUUUGAGUUGAUUGGGAUGGAAGCUCGCAACUACUACCUGUUCCUAGGAACUCAAAUUGUUGAGAACUUCAAGGGAUACUCCCCAAGAUACUGUCGUGGAUUCCUUCGCUACACUCUAAUGCUAAAAAGGAUGAACAAGUUGAUUCCAACACUGAUCCACGCUCCAAUGGAUGCGAUUUCUGUAUUCGUAGGUCUAACUGGAAUCCUGCCUGAUCAGGAGGCCUUGAUGACUUUGAUUUCAUGCAUCGGAUUUUCGAUGUUGUUCGCUAUGCAAGCAGCAGAGGUUCUGCCGGAUAAUUUCAAUGGAAUGCCAACAAUUGGAAUCCUCAUCAUGGUCAUGAUGAUUGAAACCAUACUUCUCUUGACCUACAAAAUCUUCUCCAUCUAUUGUCGCAAUCGUAAACUCAAAGCUAUCAAAGGAAAAAACGAAGAUCCAUUUAUUGAUCAGAUCUACAAGUACAUCAAGAUUGGAGACAAAGGUUUGAUGGUUGCUCUUCCUCUCCAAGCCGCCUGGAAUGUCUAUUUGACUAGAAAUAUCUAA
This is a messenger RNA of Caenorhabditis briggsae, 1182 nucleotides long. RefSeq names its product Protein CBR-LGC-28 (gene Cbr-lgc-28). The coding region runs from base 1 to 1182 and encodes 393 amino acids. Gene Ontology annotation, biological process: chemical synaptic transmission; nervous system process; signal transduction. The record is from RefSeq and is a predicted model, not a curated record. Gene Ontology annotation, molecular function: transmembrane signaling receptor activity; extracellular ligand-gated monoatomic ion channel activity; neurotransmitter receptor activity. Lineage: Eukaryota; Metazoa; Nematoda; Chromadorea; Rhabditida; Rhabditidae. Gene Ontology annotation, cellular component: neuron projection; synapse; membrane. The transcript has 8 exons.